AUGAAGGUUUUGGUUCUACCUCUGAUUCUUUCUUCAAUUGCUGUUCUCAAUGUGAUUGGUAAUGGAAAGCAUGCGUCACAGUGCUGCAAUCAUCCUAAUAACCAGAUCAUUCACGAAGUUAAUGUAUCUGUGUGGAACUUUGACUGCGAUGAACCAGUUCAAAUCAAAUGCAACAAUAUAAACUUUGCCGCAGAUUUGGUCGGCAUUGCUGGACUUAGAUCAUUUAAGGAAAACUUCAAAGUGUUCACCAGAAACCCAAAACAAUGCGUCAGAAAUUUGACUUGUGCUCCAUUUCAAGGUAUUUGGACAGAACCGCGUAAAUGGGUACCUGAAGGCAGGACUGAUGGAUUCUUUAGCUUUGCUUGUGCCUACAAAAAGAAUGGAAAAUGGCAAUUCUUUGAAGAUUGA
This is a messenger RNA of Caenorhabditis remanei, 408 nucleotides long. RefSeq lists its product as uncharacterized. The coding region runs from base 1 to 408 and encodes 135 amino acids. The record is from RefSeq and is a predicted model, not a curated record. Lineage: Eukaryota; Metazoa; Nematoda; Chromadorea; Rhabditida; Rhabditidae. The transcript is spliced from 3 exons.